AUGGUAAGUAAGCCAACAACUGAUAUUAGAAGUAAUGUUUUAUGCUACGCAAUGACCUUGAGCGGCGAAGCAUGAGGCUUCGAAACAGACUUUUCAGGCCUAAUUACUGGAUUGAAAGAAUUUGCAUUGGGCUAUUGACUAAAGCUUUCAAAUACUGUCAGUAAUAAAGUGCUCCAAAUUGGAACCGAUUCUGGUCCUCAUUAUACCAUCUCAUCAGUGGAUAAUGGCGUUUUAAAUGGAGUUUACUACAAAGACACCUCAGCAACUGACCCUAGCAACAAUUUUUCAUUUAAAAUUCCAAUAAGUAAUUUUUACAUAGAUGAGUGGAUCGGCAUUGCAUUUAAUUUUCAAGAAUCAAAUUCAGUAGUUACAUUAAAUAUUCUAAUUACUACUAAAGGGAAAAUAUCUAUAACUUCUGAUGCAAACUCAUUAGCAACUUUUAAACUUCCUGAAGGUUAUUUCUUUCUCAGUAAUUCAGUUAAUGGGAUCAUUUCUCAUGCAUUUAUAGCAGAAAGUGCUGUUUUUGAAGGUUCAGAAUAUAGAGAACUUAAGACUGGAGUUCCUGGCUCCCAAAAUUGAAGUAAAGAGACUACAAUUUGUACUGCUGAUUGCGCUGAUGAUGUCUGUGAUUUUUCAAAUUCCUGUACUUCCAGUUAUACUCUAUGUGGGUGCCUGACAUCACAAUGCGAUUCCUGCUCUGAGCCAGCUCGCGAUCCAAGUCAAUACUGCUUGAAAUGCGUAUCUAGACAUUCAUUUAAGAACCAUCACUGUAUUUUUUACUUUAGGCUGCUCUGACGAUCUUGCUAAUUGUCUUGAUUGCUCACCCUUAUCAGGCACUAUUUGUACUUUAUGUGAAGCAGGCUACUUCCUCUACAAUAACGGAUUAGGCACUGUAUCUUGCAUCUGUAAUUUUUAUUUAGCUUGCGCUGACUCCUGCACUUAUUGCUCCCCAAAUCCUCAGUGCUUUCUAUGUUCUUCAUUAAUCGUUCAAGCAGGAGAUACUUGCAGAGUUGAUAGUAUUGGCUACCAAAUCGGCUUCAGCAAAUCAAAUAUCGAAAUUGACUUCGCUAACGCUCUGACUACUGAUUUUACAUUAAGCUCCAUUACUGCCUAUUCAGAUGCUUCUCCUUCAACGCCUUUAACAACAAUUGGAUGGACGCUUAAUGAAUGCAAAGCAGGCGCAACUCAGUGCAGUAUUAAGACUGACAUUAAAGAAAGCCAGCUCCCAAUUAGUCUUGAUUUAGAAUUCAAUCAAGUCUCAGCAUAG
Molecule: messenger RNA, 1267 nt
Organism: Blepharisma stoltei
Lineage: Eukaryota; Ciliophora; Heterotrichea; Heterotrichida; Blepharismidae
Source: the annotation of a GenBank genome assembly